GGUCGACUCAAAUCCACGCAAACUUGCAGAGAGAGAGUAAUGGCUCUGAUCCAGCUUUCUUCGAUUUCCUCAUCAUUCUUCUCUUCCUCAAGUAAAUUGGAGGCGAAGCCUGUUAGUAGAAUCUCCAUCAGCAACACCAAGUCUUGUUCAAUCUGCAAAGCUUCUUGGCAAGAGCUCGCAGGAGUGUUGGUGUUCUCGGCGAUUCCUUUCACGGCAGUCAAGGCCAUUGCUAACAGCCAGCUUGGAGAGUUGCUUCAGAGGAGAAUGGAAGAGAAGAAAACGGAGGCGGUUGAAAAUUCUUCCAAGUUCAGGGCCUUAGCUGAGAAGGCUCGAAGCGAGAGCCUAUGGUAUGGAGAAGAGCGUCCCCGCUGGCUUGGGCCAAUCCCAUAUGACUAUCCCGCAUAUCUUGCAGGCGAAUUCCCAGGAGAUUACGGCUUUGAUAUUGCAGGUCUGAGCAAGGAUCCUGUGGCUUUCCAGAAAUAUUUUAACUUCGAAAUAUUACAUGCUCGUUGGGCAAUGCUUGCAUCACUUGGUGCCCUAGUUCCAGAAGUACUAGAUCUCUUAGGAACCUUUCACUUUGCUGAACCUGUUUGGUGGCGUGUUGGCUAUUCAAAGCUUAAGGGAGAAACACUGGACUACCUUGGUAUCCCUGGUUUCCACUUAGCUGGAAGCCAAGGAGUGAUUGUCAUUGCUAUUUGCCAAGCUCUCUUAAUGGUAAUAGAUCUUUCUGUCCUUUGAUAACUAUUAGUAUCUUCCCCUUUUCCAUAUUUAGCUUCAUGCUUAAAUAAUUUGUUUUGAACUAUUGAAUUUGUUGUUAUCUGUAUAAGAGACUUUACUCAGUAAAAUUAUCCAUAUCAACUUAUCAAUA
Molecule: messenger RNA, 868 nt
Organism: Carica papaya (papaya)
Lineage: Eukaryota; Viridiplantae; Streptophyta; Magnoliopsida; Brassicales; Caricaceae
Source: RefSeq, a predicted model, not a curated record